Molecule: messenger RNA, 3259 nt
Organism: Silurus meridionalis
Lineage: Eukaryota; Metazoa; Chordata; Actinopteri; Siluriformes; Siluridae
Gene: epc2
Product: enhancer of polycomb homolog 2 (Drosophila)
Exons: 14
Coding region: 597-2819 (740 amino acids)
Biological process (GO): regulation of transcription by RNA polymerase II
Cellular component (GO): piccolo histone acetyltransferase complex
Source: RefSeq, a predicted model, not a curated record
AAAAAAACACGAUUGCUUUGGACUGAAAGGUCAUGCAACUAUUUCAGAGAGAAGACAAGAACACACGUUCCUCUUGUGUUUAGGUGAAUCACCCUGUUAGAAUGAGAAGGGGAAUGGUUUUUUAUAUAUGAAUAAAAUCGCUGAGAUUUUGUCUCGCAUGUGGUCGCACGCCCUGACGUGAGCGCGCAUCGCCGCGCAUCGCCGCGCCUCCUCUCCCGGUCCCUGGCGCGCGCCCGCGUGCUCGCUCGCUCUCUCUCGCGCGCGCGGUGGCCGACGGGAUUGCUGCGCGAAGCCGCGCCGUCCUCCUCCGGGUUAAUGUCCGCCAUGUUUGCGGCGGCUCCGAGAGCGGAGCGGCGCGGCGGAGGAGGAGGUUGUUGUUGAACGCGCCCCGGAUGAACGCGGACAGAACAAAAAUGGGUCCGAGAGCCGCGUGGCGGCAGAGACGACGUCAAUGAACGCGAGCGACCGGAGCACGAGACCUGCGCCAAUUAUUCGGUUCUAAAGUUCGGACUCGGUUCCGCGUUCACACACACCGGGGUGAAGAGGGAGGGGAGGAGGAGGAGGAGGAGGUGGUGGGGGGUUUUCUCCUCAAAACAAUGAGUAAACUCUCGUUCCGGGCGCGAGCGCUAGACGCCGCCAAACCUCUUCCCGUUUACUGUAACGGAGACGUCCCGGAUUUAUCCGACUGCGUAGCCAUCAGCCGGGCGGUACCGCAGAUGCCGACCGGAAUGGAGAAAGAAGAGGAAGCGGAGCACCAUCUCCAGAGGGCCAUCUGUGCCCAGCAGGUGUUCAGGGAGAAGAAGGACAGCAUGGUGAUCCCGGUGCCUGAAGCCCAGGGCUGCAUCACCUACUAUGACCGUCUGUACAAAGGAGACUUCCGGCAGCCCAAACAGCUCAUCCACAUCCAGCCGUUCGGACUGGACAGCGAGCAGCCCGACUAUGACAUGGACUCCGAGGACGAGACGCUGCUCAACCGUCUCAACCGUAAGAUGGAGCUGAAACCGUUGCAGUUCGAGGUCAUGGUGGACCGUCUGGAGAAAGCCAGCGCGAACCAGCUGGUGACUCUGCAGGAGGCCAAGCUGCUCCUGAACGAAGACGACUACCUGCUCAAGUCUGUGUACGACUACUGGGUGAGGAAGAGGAAGAACUGCCGCGGCCCGUCGCUCAUCCCGCAGAUCAGGCAGGAGAAGCGAGACGGCUCCACCAACAACGACGCCUACGUGGCUUUCCGCCGGCGCACGGAGAAGAUGCAGACCAGGAAGAACCGUAAAAACGACGAGGCCUCCUACGAGAAGAUGCUGAAGCUGAGACGGGAGUUCAGCCGAGCCAUCACCAUCUUAGAGAUGGUCAAGAAGAGGGAAAAGAGCAAGCGGGAGCUGCUGCAUCUCACGCUGGAGGUGAUGGAGAAGAGGUACCAGAUGAACGAUUUCUCCGGAGACGUUCUAAACGAGGUCUCGGCACCGCUGGCAGAAAAAAGCGUCUACCCAGCUCCGAUGUGUCUCCCCAACGGGAACAGGCAUAAAACGGAAAACAAAAUGAAGAGCCACAAGCCCAUGCCGAAACACCACCCGCACCACUUCCUGGUGAAGGCCGAGCCGCAGCUCGACGUCGUCCGGGGGCUUAAAAAGAACACGCGCAGACCCAAGCUGGAGCCUCUACGUCAACAUGCCGUCAUCAAAGCCGACAUCAAGCAGUACGACUUUCACAGCUCCGGGGAGGAGGAACUCCCGCUGUCUCCCUCGUCCGAGCCGGAUGAGGAGAACGACCCGGACGGAGCGUUCGUUUUCAGACGUCGAGCGGGUUGCCAUUACCUCGCUCCCAUUACAGAUAAGAGCUGCACUCCUGUACCACGUUUGGAUGGAAUCGAUGCCCUGUGCCAGAGAAACUCCCUCACAGCUCUGUCCGUGCCACGCCGCUGCAUAGGAGUCUCGCGCAGACGUCUGGGCCGUGGCGGCAGAAUGCUCCUCGACCAGACCUCAUCAGACCUGGACCGAGUCCUCAGACACUUGGACCCCGACACGGUCAGCCCUUCCGACUCGCUACCGGUGCUCACCGACACACACACGAACGCACACGUUCCCGUAUUGGGGCAUUCCGGGGCAAAGCCUCAGCGCUCUCUGGCUCAGCUCCUCAACGACAUCCAGGCGUGCAGGUGGAGGUACUUUCGUCCCCGACCCCUCAAUCAGAGCGCAAAAGAAGAGGGCAGGACGGACUCGCUUCAGGACAACAGGAACGGAGGAGGAGGAGGAACGAACGUGAACAACAGCUUGAGAAACAGCAGUUUAGGUGGGAUCACAGAGGAGCAAUUUCAGUCCCACCAGCAACAGUUGGCGCAGAUGCUCCAGCAACAAGGCCUGCAGGAGAACCCACCUCUGUCUGAACCUUCCCACGCUCAAGUGUCUAAACCAGCCUCCUCAGGCUCCCUGUCCAAGACGUUAGACUCGGCCAGCGCUCACUUCGCCGCCUCGGCCGUAGUCAGCGGCUCAAACAAGGAUCUCAAACCCCACGGCACCGGCGUCAACGGCAUCCUUACCAAUUCAGGAAGACAGAGUAAGUUUAGCUGUUCGUCUCCGCUCGGACUCAACAGCGUCUCAGGCUCUUCGACCUCUGCCCGCCCUUCAGCCGUACCCCUGAAUGUGCCCCACGUGAGCGCCGUGUCCCCUGCACGACCCUGCGCCCCUUCAUCGCCCACAUUGAAGCUCGCCAGCGUGGCCAGCAGCAGUCUGCAAAAAGUCACACUCAACAGGGAGAAGAACGAGCCGGAGAGACUGGCUCUGAACGGUUUAACGGACACCACUGUGGCCAUGGAGGUGACAUAGCCUCGCCCCGUCCAGACGAACCGAGCCGAACCCCUGUACGUGGACCUACACCGCUUAGUAGCAUAUCAGCCAUUUUGUGAAUAAUCAAUGUGUACAUUUUUUCUUUUUUUUUGUAAAAUCGGGAUCUUAUCACUACCUUGUAAAAUAAUCGAUUUGUAUCAUUAGGUGUCAUUUGUUACUUGAAUUCUAGUUCUUGUCCUCAUGCUUUGGCACUUCCAGCCAAGUCGGGGGGGCGGAUGGGAGGAGGGAGGGGGACGGAGGAGGAGAUCAAAAAUAAAAAAUAAAAUACUAAAGUGCAUCAGUAAGUGCAGGGAUCAUGCAUGAGUCCAAAAUCAUACAUUAUUCUUCUUUUAACUAUUUAUUUUGCCAUGUUUACAUUUUUGUAUCUUGUACAAAUAAAUCCGAUUUUUUGUCACAAAACAUUUUGUCACAACACAGGA